Molecule: messenger RNA, 2380 nt
Organism: Brachypodium distachyon (stiff brome)
Lineage: Eukaryota; Viridiplantae; Streptophyta; Magnoliopsida; Poales; Poaceae
Product: cationic amino acid transporter 1
Exons: 2
Coding region: 252-2054 (600 amino acids)
Biological process (GO): amino acid transport; transmembrane transport
Cellular component (GO): plasma membrane
Molecular function (GO): L-glutamate transmembrane transporter activity; L-lysine transmembrane transporter activity
Source: RefSeq, a predicted model, not a curated record
ACUGCCUGUAUUGAAAUGAAGAGGGUUAUGGUGCUAACCAAAUUGCCAUCUCAUCGCCGGCAUAGAUCCCCACGCCCAGGUUACCCAGCCCAGCUACCCUCAUUAGCUAGUCAUUCCCAUUCUUAAAGUUAAACCCCGCGCGCAUCAGCUGGAGUAUAUAUUAAGCGGACACCACAAGGCCGGGGCGAACCCCAAGCCAAACCUGUCCACAAACAGAGUCAAGCAAGACAAGAAGAAGAAGAAGCAGAAGCAUGGCGGAGGCGGAGGCGGAGGCCGAUGUAGGCGGCGGCGUGCGGCGGCGGCAGCGCGGGUGCGCGGGGGAGUUCUUCCCGGAGGCGUCGUUCUCGAGCUGGGCGGCGUACGGGCGCGCGCUGCGGAGCACGGGGCCCCGGCUGGCGGACCGGCUGACGUCGCGGUCGCUGGAGGCGACGGAGCUGCACGAGGUCCGGGCCCGGAGCGGCGCCGACAUGAAGCGGGACCUGACGUGGUGGGACCUGGCCUGGUUCGGCGUGGGCGCCGUCAUCGGAGCCGGGAUCUUCGUGCUCACGGGGCAGGAGGCCAAGGAGGUCGUCGGCCCCGCCGUCGUCAUCUCCUACGUCGUCUCCGGCGUCUCCGCCAUGCUCUCUGUCUUCUGCUACACCGAGUUCGCCGUCGAGAUACCCGUCGCAGGCGGUUCGUUCGCGUACCUCCGGGUGGAGCUGGGCGACUUCAUGGCGUUCGUGGCGGCGGGGAACAUCCUGCUGGAGUACUGCAUCGGGAGCGCGGCGGUGGCGCGUGCGUGGACGUCCUACUUCGCGACGCUGCUGAACCACCAGCCCGCCCAGUUCCGCAUCCACGCCUCCUCCCUCGCCGCCGACUACUCCGAGCUCGACCCGAUCGCCGUGGUCGUCAUCACGCUCAUCUGCGCCUUCGCCGUGGUGAGCACCAAGGGCUCCUCCCGCUUCAACUACGUGCUCUCCAUCGUCCACAUCGCCGUCAUCCUCUUCAUCAUCGUGGCCGGGCUCACCAAGGCCGACACGGCCAACAUGCGCGACUUCAUGCCGUACGGGCCCCGGGGCAUCUUCGCGGCAUCCGCCGUGCUCUUCUUCGCCUACAUCGGCUUCGACGCCGUGAGCACCAUGGCCGAGGAGACCAAGGACCCGGCCAGGGACAUCCCCAUCGGCCUCGUGGGCUCCAUGGCCAUCACCACGGCGCUCUACUGCGUGCUGGCCGUCGUGCUCUGUCUGAUGCAGCCCUACGGCGACAUCGACAAGGACGCGCCUUUUUCCGUGGCGUUCGCCGCCAGGGGCAUGGACUGGGCCAAGUACAUCGUGGCGUUCGGGGCGCUGAAAGGGAUGACCACCGUGCUGCUCGUCAGCGCCGUGGGGCAGGCGCGGUACCUGACGCACAUCGCCCGGACGCACAUGAUGCCGCCGUGGCUGGCCGAGGUGCACCCGCGGACCGGCACGCCCGUCAACGCCACGGUCGUCAUGCUCUUCGCCACGGCCGUCAUCGCCUUCUUCACCGACCUCGCCAUCCUCUCCAACCUGCUCUCCAUCUCCACGCUCUUCAUCUUCAUGCUCGUCGCCGUCGCGCUGCUCGUCAGGAGGUACUACGUGGCAGGGGAGACCACGGACGCGAACCGGAACAAGCUCGUGGCGUGCGUGGCUGCCAUCCUGGCGUCGUCCGUGGCCACGGCGACGUACUGGGGACUCGACGCCAAGGGGUGGGUGCCCUACGCGGUGACCGUGCCGGCCUGGUUCGCGUCCACGGUGUGCCUGUGGGCGCUGGUGCCGCAGGCGAGGACGCCCAAGGUGUGGGGCGCGCCGCUGGUGCCGUGGCUGCCGUCGGCGUCCAUCGCCAUCAACAUCUUCCUGCUGGGAUCCAUCGACGCCAAGUCGUUCGAGCGGUUCGGGAUGUGGACCGCCGCGCUGCUCGUCUACUACCUCUUCGUCGGCCUGCACGCCUCCUACGACACCGCCAAGGCGCUCGAUGCCGAGACCGCCGCCCGCAGGGUGGAGGAUGGCGGUGCCUCGCAGAUGCAGAUGGCGCCGUCCUUCUCCAACGGCAAGUGAUAUGCUGAUUUCAAGGUUUGAUUGUUGCAUGCUGGAUGUGGAGCUCUAUAUCUUUGGUGUCAAGUACAGCGUGCUGGCAUGUUAUGCAAGACCAGAACUUGCUCGCAUGCAUAUAUACAUGUGCCAGCAAACUGUUUUAACUAGGAUGCACAUGAAACCAUAAGAGCGUGAAUGAGUGAUAUACUCAUGUAAGUUUGUACAGCUGUUGGUAUGUUCCGUGCAUAAGAGAGUGAAUGGGACGCUUUCUAAAAAUAGAUACAUUCAUAUUAUUUGGACAAAUUUGAGACAAGUAAUAUGGGUCGGAGAGAGUAUCUGUUUUUCCGUCA